CACCACAUCAAAUCUUGUGCUAGUCAUUGGCCAAUAGACCAUUCAAUGGCGGUAUUCAAUUCCUCUACUGAAACCCUCUCCAACCCUCUCGUAAAUGUGCUGCAACCUCCUCUUUCUCUUCUCCCUCUCUAUAAAACACAAGCGAAAAUAAACGCCACGCCACGCCACCGCCUCCGUCAAACACGGCGGCGCAAUGCCUCCCCUGAACCCUCCCCACCUCCACUUUGGAAAGCUCAGGAAGCGGGCGCGCGCCGUGGCCGCCGGCGGCGGACGCCAGCCGGCUGCUGCCAUGGCCAAGAAGGGGCUCGUUGGUAUCCUGUACAAGCUCCGCGACGUGCACCAUCGCGCGCCGCCGACGCCGACGUCGCCCUCGUCGUCGUCGUCCCCGCACUGCCACGGCCGGCAUCAGCUCUGCUACCCGCCGGCGCCGUCGUCGUGGCCGUGGCCGUCGUGCCGGCACCCGCGCACCAGCUCGUUCAGGUGGCCGACGGCGCCGCAGCAGGGGCAGGCGGACGACGACGCCGCCGCCGCCGCCGGCUCCGUGUACCGCACCGUGAACACUGUCUACGACACGUCGUCGCUGGAGCACUUCAACCCGCGGCGCUCCUCCCUGGACGAGGCGUCGUCCUGCAUUGCUGACCGGAGCUUCUUCGCCGUGGAGUCGGAGGUGGAGGUGGAGGAGGAGAAGGAGAAGGAGAAGGAGCUGCAGCUGCGUGAGACGGCCGUCGUGCGCGGCGUCCGCUCGGAGCGGCUCUUUUUCGAGCCCGCCGGCGCGGAGUUCUUGCCCAAGCAGGAAAUGGCGCGAGGCAAGAACGACGACGAGGCGACAGCCAUGGACGUCGUCGCUCGCAAGAACGACGACGUCGACGAGGCGACGCCGAUGACCACGCCGCAGACCGGCAAGAACGAAGCGGAAGCGGCGGAGGCCGCCGCGCUGAAGGGCGGCGCGGUGGUGCUGACGGUGGAGUCGGAGGACCCCUACGGCGACUUCAGGUCGUCGAUGGCGGACAUGGUGGCGGCGCACGGGCUGCGGGACUGGGAGGGCCUGGAGGAGCUCCUGGCGUGGUACCUCAAGCUGAACGCCAAGGGCGUCCAUGGCGUCAUCGUGGGGGCCUUCAUCGACAUGCUCGUGAGCCUCGCGUCCUCGCCGAUCCCGUCGCAGUCGCCCUCGUCGUCGUGCAUCACCUUCGAGGACUACUCGUCGGCGACCAUGGAGGAGGAGAGCUAAUUAAGCUGUUCUCGAGGAAGACGACGACCACGUUUUGUUUUUCUUUAGCCUCAUCAAGAGAUGACAAUCUCUUUUUCUCUUUUUUUGGGUGCUAAUUCUUUUGUGUUUCCACGAAGGAAUGGCAAGUGAGGGAAUUAUUGUACAGUUGCUAAAAACUAAUUGAUGCUGAUCAUUAGUGUAGAUUAAUUAAUUAAUUAAUGCUGAGAUGGCUAAUUGAUCACUUU
Oryza sativa Japonica Group (Japanese rice) is the source of this 1452-nucleotide messenger RNA. RefSeq names its product transcription repressor OFP13. The record is from RefSeq and is a predicted model, not a curated record. Gene Ontology annotation, biological process: negative regulation of DNA-templated transcription. NCBI's taxonomy places the organism in Eukaryota, Viridiplantae, Streptophyta, Magnoliopsida, Poales, Poaceae.